This is a messenger RNA of Abrus precatorius (Indian licorice), 486 nucleotides long. Its product is annotated as protein SODIUM POTASSIUM ROOT DEFECTIVE 1-like. The record is from RefSeq and is a predicted model, not a curated record. Gene Ontology annotation, molecular function: metal ion binding. The transcript has 3 exons. The coding region runs from base 1 to 486 and encodes 161 amino acids. NCBI's taxonomy places the organism in Eukaryota, Viridiplantae, Streptophyta, Magnoliopsida, Fabales, Fabaceae.
AUGAGGAAUGGUUUCAUGUGCCACUCUCGGGCAUCAACAGCAGUGUGCAUGAGUAGCAGCGAUCCUAGGUAUGUGGUUGCUCCUAGGAGGCAAGACAGAAGUGUUUUUCUUGAUGACACAAGGUUGAUCAACUAUGCCAAGUACUCCAAACUUGGUGAGUCUCGCAGGUUCAAUUCAUCUCACAAUAAAUGUGUGUCUGUCACUGUGCCAAAAAUCAAGAAGAGUAGCCAAGAUCAAGAGAAUGAACCAAGCCAGUCUCAGAAAACACUAACAGAUAACGUCUUUCAGGUGGUUGUGAUGCGGGUAGCUAUUCAUUGUCAAGGAUGUGCUGGUAAAGUGAAAAAGCAUCUGUCUAAGAUGGAAGGAGUUACAUCAUUCAGUAUAGAUAUAGAGUCAAAGCGGGUGACAGUGAUGGGGCACAUUUCUCCAGUGGGAGUUCUUGAGAGCAUUUCAAAGGUGAAAAGGGCAGAGUUCUGGAAUUGCUAA